UAAAGAUUGAUGAAAUCAUGGAUCCAUAUGCCAAGGCUCAGGGCAAUCGAGUGAAGCCAAGGAUAUCUGUGAAAAAGACUUUUGGUGAAGGUGUACUGCACUCUAUGAAGUCCCUGUUGCAGAGCAGAAAGGAAUUAUGCAGUGUAUCAGCAGAAGAGUGUUUAAAUCAGGAAGAACAAGCUAAUUUUCUUGAGAUUACAUUUAUAGGCUUUGUUGAAGAGAUUGGAACUGCUCAUUUGAAGGAAUUGACAGCUAUUUCUGGAGAGCUUCCAGAUGUCCUGAAAUCACUCCAGUUGUGCAAACUAAAAGAAAAUGAAGUUAUAUUUCUAAAAGAUAUAAAGAAAACCAUCAUGAAACAUGAAACAUGUAUCAUGAAACAUCAGAAUCAGCUUCCUGAAGUGCUUUGUGUGAUGAGGUUGUCUCCUUCAUUCCCAAGGAUCAAAGCUGAUUAUGUAUUUACCUUGCUGAGUAAAUAUACUACAGGUGUAAGAUACGCAGUGGAAAUAAACUCAUUGCAAAAACAUCAAACAGAGACAUCCCAUGCAGAAGAUGAUGAUACUAAUCAGUCGGUUUCUUCAAUUGAGGAUGAUUUUGUCACUGCUUUUGAACAUUUAGAUGAAGAUGAGCCUUCAAAGAUGCAGACUGGUGGGGCAAGCAGCUUUAGUUCUCGAAAUCAUCGAGAUGUUGCUUCACAGACCAUCCCCACCCAAUGUUUGGAAGCUGUUGACUCAAAAAUCCUUGUGGGUUCAGUGCAUCGGAAGUCAUCUGCUAGAUCUUCUACUUUGGUUGAUAUUUUGGGACUAAAGGAACUGUCCUCAGUGAAAAAUUCAGUUACAACAUCAAUUUCUGAUCCUUGGAUACAACGGAGUUUCUAUAAGCCCUAUAAUCCCUCUGAUCAAGGCGUUAAUUUUUUACGUAAAACGUUAUUUUCCUCCUCUCCCGCAGAAUCCUCUGAGUCAGAUUGCUCCAGCCCAAGCCCUAUUAUCUUCUUAGAUGAAGAAGGGUAUCAGAAAAGUUUGAAGGCAAAACUUCAACUGCCAAAAAUUCCAGUAGUGAAAGACGGCAUAGAAGAUUCAGACUCAGAAGUUAGUGAGUUUUUUGAUAGUUUUGAUCAAUUUGAUGAACUGGAGCAAGCCCUGGAAAACACUUGUAAAGUUAUUAGGGAUCCAGUCCAAGGAAAUCCUCCUCUGAAAAGAAGGACUGCUCAUAAGCAUCUGUGUUCUGGAAACGUAGCAAUGAAUCCUCAAAAUUUCAAGUUUGAUCGUCCCACCCUUCCAGCCAAUGUAAGGAAGCCAACUCCUCGUAAACCAGAAUCUCCCUACAGCAGCAUCUUUGAGGUUCCAGAUUCUCCUCGCCCGGUUAAAACGUCAGGGGAAGAGAAUGGGGCUUUGUUCAGCCCUAUAAGAUCCUCAGCUUUCAGUCCACUAGGGAGCUGUGGUUCUUCUGAAUGUUUCUGUCGGAUGAACUUGAGUGGAGAUGGAACAGGGCAAAGCCACCCUGAUGCACUCUAUGAUACUUACUCAGAAUACGCUGAUAGUUUUUCAUUUGAAAUACUGGGUUCUGUUUUUCAUUCCGAUUCUUCCUCGGAACACGUAUGUGUAGAAAAGGAGUCCAAACAAAGCAGAAUUGCUUCGAAAGGAGAGAAAGGUCAAACUACAGAUCCCAGAAUGAAAACUGGCAAGGAACCAAAUAAGCCAGCUCAAUCGAAAAACAAGUCAUUAAUGAUCAAAGAUAGCAUUCAAAAAUUCGCAACCGAAUUGGUUGAAAAAAGUUUUGGCAACGCUUUUAAAGACUUGCAGAAAGGUGUUUCCUCAUGCACCAGUGCGCUCUGCCAUUUGGCUGCCAGGUUGACUUCUUCAGUCUUUCAGAUGGCAUUUUAUGAGAUCGGAAGGCGGCGGGCGCUUUCCUUGAAGGAACACGCCAUUAACGGGCUGGCAGGCUUUCUGGUGAGCGAAGCUCUAACUGGGGCUUUGAAAGAGCUUCGGCAGGUAAAGAAACAAAUAUUUACCAACACAGUUGCGCGGUUUGCAGCAGAGCUCGCCGAAGAGCUUGUCUUUGAAGGAAUCAUGGAAGUGUGCCAGUUUUCCUAUCCAUCAACGCCUACAACUGCACAGACUUCAUCGUUUGAUUUUGAAGAUAAAGUGGUAAGAUCUUAUGCCAGAGACUUGUCCGAGUCUGUGAUUCAAGAGGCUUUUAUUGAACUGUCUCAGGUUGACGUGACCUUCACAACACAAGCGGCCAUUAGUGUUUCCAUGGACAACAUUAAAUACGUGAGUGCAGAAAGUACCUUACAGUCAACACAGACUUCCACAGCUUUUCCAAGCUGUAAUGACAGAGCAGCAGUAAAUCCCACAGAUUCCAGGAAAGAAUAUACAGUGCAGCAAGCUUUAUUUUGUACCUCUGGUGUUGUAAGUUCAAUACCUGUGCCCUUAGCUGGAAGAGCUCUUUGUCAAAAUCAGAUGUCCUCUGAUGUUUAUAGAGCAAAAACACAAGCUACUUCAAACUCUGAUGACAGUAUGAAAGUGUACAAAGACUCUACUCAUCCACUUUGUACAACUAGAAGAAAAGAGGAGGAAAUUGCUUCUUUCAGAAAUAUAUAUCUAACAUCAGACCCCAAUCAAAGUACUGAAGAAAAUCCACCACUUUUACAUAACCAAAAUGAUACCAAACAAGUAAAUGACAGAUCUGGAAUGAAUAAUAAUUUAGAAUUAACAAGCGGGCCAAAAAGCAUCAGUAGUUUCUCUGGAACGAUGGUAGAUAUGAUUGUAAAUGAAGCCUAUGAAGCCAUAACUUCAUCCAGGGUCACAAAAGCAGUGGGAGAAUACAAAGGGCUUUUAACAAGAAAAGUAGUAGAGAAAAAACCUUACUUGCAAUGUAUUGGUGAAGACUUUCCCAAGAACAUGUUUGCAGACCACUUGGCCAAGUAUAUCAUAAAACAGUCCGUGGAUGAAAGCAGCAGUGUGGUUCCCACCACCUCUGAUUAUUUAGUAUAUAAUUUGGGCUCACAGACACAUGCAGAUAACAAUAGAAAAGAACCAAGUAGUGUGGUAAUGAAGCAGGAGGCUGAGAAGCAAAAUAACAUUCCUAUAGUUUUUGGGCAGCAACAGAUGCCUCUGAAUAAUCCAUCUAAAUCUCUUCUUAUUCCAGCUCAUUCUGUUCAGUGUUCUUCAGAAUCUAAAGACAGUUGGCAGGAGCAAAGAGGGCGGAGGUUUCUUUCAAGUUCACCCCCACGUUGUUCCUCUGUGGCUUUUUCUAAGCAGGUUCUAGAAGACUUCACUGACACAGGAAGCUGCUCAGUAAAAUACUUAAAUAAGCCCUCAAAAAAGCCAGACACUCAGAUAUCAUCAGGCUCUGUGACUUGCAGGCAGGAUGAUUGUUGUCUCCACUCCAGCAACUUUCCAGUUAUGUUUGGUGCUGAAGAAGCUUUGCAGAUGGAAGAUAAAUCAGCUAUCAAGGAUGGAAGUACCAGUGCAAUGCCUGGUACCCCCCCACCAACACCCUUAGUACCAUGUCAAGCUAGUUCUGAAAAGAACCUGAGGAAGUUAUCCAAGAAACUCAAGGGAGAAUUAGCUAAGGAAUUUGCACCUGCAACACCACCUUCUACUCCAUACAAUCCAUCUGUGAGUGGCUUGUCUGAAACGGAGAUUGAUCCCCUGGAAAAAGAAGAGUUUAUGCUGAAACUCAUGCGGUCGCUUUCCGAAGAAGUGGAGAGUAGCGAAGAUGAAGACUGUUCGGAGAUGCCAGUUGAGAAAGAGGAACAUCCAGCAAAAACAGUACAGUAUGCAGAUCACUUGGCUAGUCACAUAAUUUCGAUGGCGACUGAAAUGGCUGCUUCCCAAUUAGAUGAUAAAACGAAUGAAGGUGAAGCCAAUAAAAAAGCAAAUAUGCCAAACAAAAGAUCUGGCUCUGCUGCAUUUGUAGAUAUUCCAGAAGAGACCUGCAAUUCUCUGUGGAAUUACGCAGGUGAUAUGGCAGGGAAAGUCAUCAACGAGGCCAAGAAAAUGGUGAAAUCCAGGAACUGCAAAUUGCUGAGGCUGAAGCGGGUGAACUGCCAACUGGAUUGCCUUCAUCUGAGAAGAGGAGAUAAGGGUGACAGUUCAAGAGAACGGUGGGCACCAGGGCAGGAGCACUGGUCAGGGGAGAGGGAUUCUUCUGUGUUUCCUCUACCACAAACUCUGGGCAUGAUGGGCUUGACUUCCAAAUACCCAAGCUGUGAGAGUGUGACCGAGGAGUAUGCAGAUCAUAUAAUUCGAGUGUUGAGAAGAGAAGGAGGCAAUGCCGAGUUGCUAGUGGAUCAGUAUGCCAGCAGGCUUGUUUACAGGUCCAUAAAGUCGGGCCUGCAGCAGGCUGCUAGGAAAACUAAACUGAGGUACAGCAGAAAGAUACUGCCUGGGCAAAACGCGGAGGUAAAUGGUAGGUUGGAGCUCUUCAAAAUAAUGAAUAAAGAUCCACUACAGCAAGCAAAAAGCUGCGCUCGUGCCUGCGAAGAGCACACGUGCAGAAGGGGCGGCCGCGCGCAGAGCGCGGAGCGCACGGAGCUGUUGCACUUUUCCGAGUCCCUUGCGCAGAGCAUAACUUGGGAUGUCAGGAGGAAACUGAGAAUGUCGGGAACGUGCUUGCCGAAAUCUUUAACAGAUUCCUGCCUCUAUAAAAAGACUGAAUUGGAUGAAAUCCCAGGGGACCUUGUUAAAACAACACUUUCUAGGACAUUUCUUCCCUUCUCCCCAAAGCAGAAGCUGUACCAUAGCACGGGCAGCUUAAAUGAGAAUGGCUACAGUGAGGGCAUAAUUCAAGCUAUAGAACAAUAUGCUAGGAAAGUAGCAGAUGAUACUCUAGAAAUGAGUUUAGAAUCUGCUGUUCUCCGGGCAGCUGAACACAGGAAAAACGGGGAUAGGCUCUCAUACACCGAGCAGCUGUCGCCCUUUUCCGGAUCCGUCUGCAGAUGCUGCAGUAUGAAGGAACAUCAGUACUGUGCAGAAAACGCAUCCCACCUGCCUGCCCAAGAGCCCUCCCAUGCAGCGAGGCAUUUCCCCCCUUCUAGGGUGGGCGGUGUCUGCCAAAAAUCCAAAAUGUUUCCCCUUGAUAUUCCUAAAAUUCAUAUUGACGUAGAGCAGAAGGCAGUGCUUUCUGACAAGGUGGUUGCUGCAGCAGUUGAGAAAGCAGAGAGAGAACUGAGUACCACGAGCCUGGCGGCUGACAGUGGCAUUGGGCACGACGGAGUCAGUUUUGCCGAGAGCCUUACUACUGAGAUAAUGACAGCAGCUAUGACUAAUAUUGGUCAGGCAGAUAACGUAAGCUCUACAGGAAGAGAAGGAUUUCACUCAGUUGAGUCUAUUGUUAGCCAGCAGAUGAAUCUGAGCAUUGGUGAUGAUAGCACUGGCAGCUGGUCCAAUCUAAGCUUUGAAGAUGAACAUCCUGAUGAGAGCAGCAGUUUUCUUCAUCUCAGUGACAGUUCAGCUGUGUUCUCUUCUUCUCCUGGCAGUAAUGGUAACAGCAGUAGCUGGAGCAGUCUUGGUUUAGAAGGGGAUUUGUAUGAGGAGAAUUUAUCCUUUCCAACAUCAGACAGUAGUGAUGGAACAGAAGACAAAGAGGAAGACUCCAAGGAUGCUGUAGAAGGUGUGGAGCAAGCAAGAUGGACAUUAGCAAUCAUGAAUGUUGAUCUGGAACCAAAUAUAGUGGAUCCCCAGCUCAGAGCAGCGCUCCAGUGGCUGGCGGCUUCUGAAACAGAGGUGGCUGCCCUUCAUUUCUAUGACACUGCUGCAAGGGAAUUUGCCUUUCUUUCCAGAAGACUGCGAGAAAGAGAUUGGAAAGUGGGAGAUCUCUUGCAGGCAGUGCUGAAGUACUGCGAAAUAAUGGAGAAGGCAUCUGACAGGGAACAAAUCCUAAAUAAGUCUUUGGUUGGUUGGCUUCUGGAAAACGUCUGAAAAAAAUCCAAAGAUGCAACAUUCUUUGCUUCAUUCCCCUUUUAAAAGACAACAACACGGAUAUGUAAUGUAAAACCUAGCUGAUGAAUGUUGUAGUAAUUGUCAGCAUUUAAAAGGCUUUGAGGUGAAAGUCCAAAUAGCUGUGCUGUGCUUUGUGAUGCUGUGUACAUGAUGUGUUUAUCCAGUCCAAAAUGUGUGUUGUCCACGCACUCAUCACUUGUAUUUACUGCUGUGUCCAGACCAUUGAAAUAGUUUAUGAAGAUCUACCUUGUCUGUGCAAGUAGCUGGGAGAUGACACCGUGAUAUUCAGGCUUUCCUCUGUGCCGGGGUAGCUCUCUUUCCUCCUUUGAGCUGUGCUUAAAUUCACAGUAGCACUAACACAGGGAGCUCUUGCUGCAGACCCUGAAGAAAUUCUUGUUGUUUGCCCAUGGGCAGCAUUGGCAGCAGGAAACCUGGACAGGCCCAAGGAGCCUGUCGUAGUCGCUCCAUAGUUGCCUUUGUCAAGUUUAACUUGGCCUGAUUCUGCACUGAAAUCACUGAGGCUGAAAUGUGUUUUCCCUUCUGUUGACUGCUGUGGAGGGAUGACUGCUGGCAGCAGGGCAGAAUGGGUAGCUGGUGGUAGCCUCCUCAUCUGGCUUCAGCAAGGUUUGCCAGGGCUUGCCUAUGGAGUUAAAAUGGCUUUUUCUUUUUCCCUUACUAAAGCUUUUUGCGUAUAAGUAUUUCUAUGACAUUAAUUUUGUGUCCGAAAAAUGUGUGUGUUUGUCUCACACAAAUGUUAAAAGUAGCAAACAGCUUUUUCUUGAGAAUAUUCACCAUCUUCUGACCUAUCUGCUUGUUUAUGUUUGCCUCCGUAUAUACAUUUUCUUCACUGAAAAUUUAACCGUGUUUCUCCAUGAGCACCUGAGAGCUGGUGAAGAGAGACGAUUCACUAAGAGAUAAAAAAAAAAAAAAAAAGAAAUCCAUUUGUAGUAAUUUUCCCCAUUAACUACCUUUGCUUUUUUUUUUUUUUAAGGCACUUUUAAUCAAUUCUUUUUAGGACUCAUGUCUAAGGGUUUGUACCAGUGCUGCUGACUUGCAUUUUCAUUGGAGAGGAAAUCUGGAUCUUUACAUAUCCUGUGGUUUGAAAGUGCUUUUGAUUUUUUUUUAUUAUUUUUUAAUCCUCUGAGAGAAUAAGGCACUUGCCAGUACUUACAACGUUGUCACCUCAUAUGAUUUUUCAUAUCACUUGCAAGGAAACUAUGGAAUGGCACGUAUUUGGGGUGAAUAGAAGAAUUUUAAUAGCUGUUUCAAAUAAAUAUAUACUGUGGAUAGGCGUGUAAAUCUCUUGUCUUGGGAUCAGAGCCCAAGAAAUGGAGUCCUUAACUAUUUGUGAAUUUUAGUGGAAUAUAUUGAAUUCUCAUGCCCCACCUUCAAAAUUAUUAGAAUAUAUCAUGCUCAAUAGCACUCUUGUUACAGUGCCUUUGUUUGAG
Molecule: messenger RNA, 7393 nt
Organism: Nothoprocta perdicaria
Lineage: Eukaryota; Metazoa; Chordata; Aves; Tinamiformes; Tinamidae
Gene: AKAP11
Product: A-kinase anchoring protein 11
Exons: 11
Coding region: 18-5924 (1968 amino acids)
Biological process (GO): intracellular protein localization
Cellular component (GO): cytoplasm
Molecular function (GO): protein kinase A binding
Source: RefSeq, a predicted model, not a curated record